This is a messenger RNA of Telopea speciosissima, 554 nucleotides long. Its product is annotated as NADH dehydrogenase [ubiquinone] iron-sulfur protein 4, mitochondrial. The record is from RefSeq and is a predicted model, not a curated record. The coding region runs from base 45 to 512 and encodes 155 amino acids. Lineage: Eukaryota; Viridiplantae; Streptophyta; Magnoliopsida; Proteales; Proteaceae. Gene Ontology annotation, biological process: electron transport chain. The transcript has 5 exons.
AAAGAGAAAAACGAACGAGGGAUUCUGCUCGUAUUCUUCGUAAGAUGGCGAACACUUUGCAACGGGGCAUCGCUUGUGCUCGUGUUUUUCGCCCUUCUUUUCUUUCUUCGUCGAGACUGUACUCUGCAGACGCCUUGGUUGAGGUCAAACCGGGAGAGAUCGGAAUGGUUUCGGGAAUCCCCGAAGAACACCUUCGGAGAAGGGUUGUAAUUUAUUCACCUGCUCGAACCGCAACUCAACAAGGUUCUGGAAAAGUUGGAAGGUGGAAGAUUAAUUUCUUGUCAACCCAGAAGUGGGAAAAUCCAUUGAUGGGUUGGACAUCCACUGGGGACCCAUAUGCUAAUGUGGGUGAUGCAGGACUCAGUUUUGAUAGCGAAGAAGAUGCAAAGGCUUUUGCAGAGAGACAUGGUUGGGAGUAUGUGGUUAAGAAGCGUCAUACACCAAUUUUGAAGGUGAAGUCUUAUGCAGACAACUUUAAGUGGAAGGGCCCGCCCAAGACACAGGAGGAUUAAUUUUAUUUUUAUCAGGAACUAUGUUGGAGUGCCUUUGAAGAA